Molecule: messenger RNA, 8099 nt
Organism: Papaver somniferum (opium poppy)
Lineage: Eukaryota; Viridiplantae; Streptophyta; Magnoliopsida; Ranunculales; Papaveraceae
Exons: 18
Coding region: 178-7902 (2574 amino acids)
Source: RefSeq, a predicted model, not a curated record
UCCCACCCACUCGCCAUGCGUGACAUUGUACAUUUGUACGAACCUCAUAAAUUUCCUCCAUGAAUGAUCCUUCUUGUAAGCUCUCGCUCUUUCUUCUCUCUUUUUAAUCCCUUCUCUCUACACUCUUUUUGAAACCCUAGUUUUGCAUUUCCAUCUUCCAUAAUCUUCCCAAUUUUAAUGGCGGACGGCGAAGAAACCAUGAAUGUUGAUGAUUCGUCUUCCUCACUGCAACUAGAUGAACAACAAGCAGUAAUCCAACAAAAGCCAGUAAUUGUCUACCAUAAAAGAAAAGAAAAAGCAGUAAUCGAACAACAUUAUAACCUAAUAGAAACUUCUGAAGAGAUGAAUGUUGUUAAUCCAUCUUCAAUACUUCAAGUAAAUGAAAAUGUCGACUCAUCUUCCUCACUCCAAGUAGAUGAAGAUGAAGUAACAGAAAGGGAAAACCUAACUGAAGCUUUUAUAGACUUGAAUGUUGAUCCAUCAUCUUCGUUACUUCUACCAAUUAAAGAAGCAAUACAAGAAAAUAACCUUAAAGAAGUUGAUUCACCACCUUCUGUUCUUCAAGUAGAUAAAGGACUAGCUGUAAUCGAAGAAGAAGAAGGCCAAAUUAAAGCUUCUGAGGAGGUUAAUGUUGAUUCAUCAUUGCUAGUUCCAGUAAUUGAAGAAGUAAUACAAGAAAAUAAGCUUAAAGAAGUUGAUUCACCUUCUUUACUUCAAGCAGAUGAAGAACUAGCUGUAAACGAAGAAGAAGAAGACCUAAUCAAAGCUUCUGAGGAGGUUAAUGUUGAUUCAUCAUUGCUAGUUCCAGUAAUUGAAGAAUUAAUACAGGAAAAUAACCUUACAGAAGUUCUGGAUUCAUCAUCUUUAAUUCAAGUAGAGGAAGAACAAAAAGUAGUUGAUGAAGAAGAAGGCCCGAACAAAGCUUCUGUGGAGGUUAAUGUUGAUUCAUCGUUGCUAGUUCCAGUAAUUGAAGAAAUAAUACAGGAAAAUAACCUUACAGAAGUUCUGGAUUCAUCAGUAAUCGAAGAAGAAAACCUAGAAAUAUCUUCUGCAGACAUGAAUGUGGAUUCAUUUACGUUUGUCCCAGUGAUUGAAGAAGGAAAUAUUGAAAAAAUUGAUUCAUCAUUUUUACAUCAAGUAGAUGAAGUACAGGUAGCAGUUAAAGAAGAAGAAAACUUGAUCAAAGUUUCCGCGGACAUGGAUGUUGAUUCAUCUGCUGGACAUGCACUGGAGGAAGAAGUGAUUGAAGAAGAAAUUGAGGAAGAAAACCUUAAAAAUGUUGAUGCAUCUACUGCACAUGCAGAGGUCGAAGAAGUAGUUGCGGAAGAAACUGAGGAAGAAAACCUUAACAAUGUUGAUGCAUCUGCUGCACAUGCACUGGUUGAUUCAUCUAUGUUGAUUCCAGAAGCUCUGGAUUCAUCGUCUUCAAUUCAAGUAGAUAAAGAACAAAAAUUAGUUGAUGAAGAAAACCUAGAAAGAGCUUCUGCAUACAUGGAUGUGGAUUCAUCUAUGUUGAUUCCAGUGAAUGAAGAAGCAGAACUUGAAAAAACUGAUUCAUCAUCUUUACUCCAGGUAGAUGAAGUACCAGUAGCAGUAGAAGAAGAAAACUUAAUCAAAGCUUCAACGGACAUGGAUGUUGAUUCAUCUGCUGGACAUGCACUGGGUGAAGAAGUAGUUGCAGAAGAAAUUGAGGAUGAAAAUGUGGAUUCAUCUGCUGCACAUGCAGUGGUCAAAGAAGUAGUUGCAGAAGAAAUUGAGGAAAACCUUAAAGUUGUUGAUGCAUCUGCUGCACAUCUAGUGGUCAAAGAAGUGAUUGCAGGAGGCAUUGAGGAAGAAAACAUCAACAAUGCUGAUGCAUCUGCUGCACAUGCAGUGGUCCAAGAAGUGACUGCAGAAGACAAUGAGGAAGAAAACCUUAAAAAUGUAGAUGCAUCUGCUGCACAUCCAUUUGUCAAAGAAGUGAUUGCAGAAGGCGUUAAGGAAGAAAAUCUUAACAGUGCUGAUGCAUCUAUUGCACAUGCAUUGGUCGAAGAAGUGAUUGCAGAAGACAAUGCGGAAGAAAACCUUAAAAAUGUUGAUGCAUCUGCUGCACAUGCAGUGGUUGAAGAAUUGAUUGCAGAAGAAGGUGAGGAAGAAAACCGUAACAAUGUUGAUGCAUCUGCUGCACAUGCACUGGUCAAAGAAGUAGUUGCAGAAGAAACUGAGGAAAAAAACCUUAAAAAUGUUGAUUCAUUUUCAUUACCCCAAGUAGGCGUAGCAAUAGUAAACGAUGAUGAGGACCUAGUAAAAGCUUCUACCGAGAUGAAUGCCGAUUUAUCUUCCAUAAUUCCAGUAUCUGAAGAAGCAACCCUUAUAAAAGCUGAUGCUUCUUCUUUUCUUGAAGUAGAUGAAGAAGAAAGCAUUGAAAAGGCUUCUAAUGACACUAAUGUAGAUUCCACAUCUAUUUCAGCUUCACCUAUGGAAGAAGAUGAAGAAGAAGAAGAAGCAAUUCCAACUGAGGAUGUUGUACAGGCUUUGCUUGAGCACUUAGUUGAACCAGUUUUACCUACUAAUUCUUCUUCUUCUGGAACCCCUGAUGAUACAACUUCUCUUUUGAUUGCUAAACAGAUGCAUGCAGUUGUGUUGCUUUACAACUACUACCACAGAAAACAAUUUCCACAUCUUGAGUUCCUGGAUUUUGAAUCUUUCUGUAAAGUGUCUGUGAAUGCUGCACCAGGACUCUGUGGACACAUGAACCACAUGCAAAUAUCUAAGUCCGUAUCAGAUGAAUCAGAGAACCUUCUGUCACCCACGGAGAAAGCAAUACAGGAUGCUUGCAAUAUUUCACUAGCAUUGGAUGCAUCGAAGGAUGCUCCAUGUACAGAUGGAUGGCCAGUUUCAAAAGUUGCUAUUUUUCUGACCGACAGCACAAAUAACUGCUUUCUGGUGUUCAGUGCAACAACUGAGGGUGUUUGGUCGCUCAUAGAGAAAACCAUUGAUGAUUCUGAUCGCAAACUAGAGGACAAGCUGGAGAAACUGGAAGGAAACAAAAAUAAUAAAAUCAGAAAAGGGCUUCUGGGAGGUGAUAUAAAUGCUGAUCAAGUGAGCUUCCGUAAACUUGCAUUCUCAAUUGUUCAGGAAGCAACAGGCAUUGAUCGGGCGGAUCUUAGGGUUUUGGAAAACCGUGUUGUUCCCUCGCUAAGUGCAGAGAAGUCAACUGCUUGUUUCUAUUUGAUGAAGUGUAUUAAACCUUUCCCCGAGGAUCUAACUCAGGUUCCUAUUGAAGAUGCUAUAAACAGCUUGCACGGUCCACUGGUGAAGAUGGAAUAUGGCAGUUGUUCAGUUUGCGAAGUUGUUAACUAUUUCCAUUUGCUACCUUAUGCUGGGGUUUUAUCAGACUGGCUUCCAAGGUCUGGACUCGAAGAAGCAAAUAUGGAGGAUUGUCUAGAGACUGAUGAUUCUGACAGUGAUUCAUCUACCUUACUUCCAGUGAUGGAAGAAGUAAUAGAAGAACAAAAGGUUGAUAAUGUUGAUUCAUCUACCUUACUUCAAGUAGAUGAAGAAAUAGUGGUCGAAGAAGAAGCAGAAAAUCUAAUUAGAGCUUCUACGGACAUUAUUGAAGAAGUAGCAGGAGAAGAAAACACUCAAAAAGUUGAUUCAUCUUCCUUACUUCAUGGUGAAGAAGAAGUAGUAAUACAAGAACAAGAAGACAUGAAUGUGGAGUCAUCUUCCAUACCUUCAGUGGUUGAACAGGUGAUAGAAGAAAAAAGCCUUAGAAAAGAUUUUAAUGAAAUGAGCGUCGAUUCCUCAUCUAAUGCAGCUUCAGUUAUGGAAGAAGCAAUUGCCACUGAGAAUGUUGACACAUCUUCCUUACUCCAAGUAAAUGAAGACGAUGUAAUAGAAGCUUUUAAAGACAUGAACGUUGAUCCUUCUUCAGUACUUCCAACAAUUCAACAAGUAAUACAAGAAAAUAACCUUAAAGAAGUUUAUUCACCUUCUUUACUUCAAGUAGAUGAAGAACCAGUUGUAGUGGAAGAAGAAGGCUUGAUUAAAGCUUCUGCUGACGUUAAUGUGGAUUCAUCUGCGUUGGUUCCUGUGAUUGUAGGAAGACACCUUGAAAAAACUGAGUCAUCAUCUUCACUACAAGUAGAUGAAGUACCAGUAGUAAUGGAAGGUGAAGAAAACUUAAUCAAAGCUUCAGCAGACAUGGAUGUGGAUUCAUCUGCUGUCCAUGAAGUGGUUGAAGAAGUACUUGUAGAAGGAAUUGAGGAAGAAAACCUUAAAAAUGUUAAUUCAUCUUCCGUACUCCAAGUAGACGUAGCAGUAGUAACCGAGGAAGAGAACCUAGUAGAAGCUUCUACAGAGAUGAAUAUGGAUAUAUCUUCCAUAAUUCCAGUAUCUGAAGAAGCAACCCUUAAAAAAGCUGAUUCAUCUUUUCUACCUAAAGUAGAUGAAGGAGAAAGCCUUCAAAUAGCUUCUGAUGAGAUGAAUAUUGAUUCGACAUCUGUUUCAGCUUCAGUUGUGGAAGAAGAAGAAGCAAUUCAAACUGAGGAUGUUGUACAGGCUUUACUUGAGUACUUAGUUGAACCAGUUUUACCUGUUAAAUCUUCUUUUUCUGGAAGCCCUGAUGAUCCAGCUUCUCUUUUGGUUGCAAAGCAGAUGCACGCAGUUGUGUUGCUUUACAACUACUACCACAGAAAACAAUUUCCACAUCUCGAAUUCUUGGAUUUUGAAUCUUUUUGUAAAGUGUCCGUGAAUGCUAUCCCAGGUCUCUGUGGACACAUGAAAUUCAUGCAAACAUGUAAAUCUAUAUCAGAUAAACCAGAGGACCUUCUGUCACCCACCGAGAAAGCAAUUAAGGAUGCUUGCAAUAUUUCAAUAGAGUUGGAUGCAUCAAAGGAUGCUCCAUGUACCGAUGGAUGGCCAGUUUCAAAAGUUGCUAUUUUUCUGACCGACAGCACGAAGAACUGCUUUCUGGUGUUCAACGCAACAACUCAUGGGGUUUGGUCCCUCAUAGAGAAAACCAAUGAUUAUUCUAAUGGAAAAUUAGAAGACAAGUUGGAGAAACUGAAUGGAAACAAAAAGAGUAAACUCAGAAAAUGGCCUCCGGGAGGUGAUAUAAAAGCUGAUCAAGUGAGCUUCCGUCAACUUGCAUUCUCAAUUGUUGAGGAAUCGACAGGCAUUGGUCGGCCGGAUCUGAGGGUUUUGGAAAAUCAUGUUGUUCCCUCGCUAAGUGCAGAGAAGUCAACUGCUUCUUUCUUUUUGAUGAAGUGUAUUAAACCUUUCCGAGAGGAUCUAACUCGGGUUCCUAUUGAAGAUGUUAUAAUCAGACUGCGCGGUCCAUUGGUCAAGAUGGAAUAUGGCUGUUGUUCAGUUUGCGAAGUUGUUAACUAUUUUCAUUUGCUACCUUAUGCUGGGAUUUUGUCAGACUGGCUUCCGAGGGCUGGACUCGAAGAAGCAAACAUGGAGGAUUGUGUAGAGACUGAUGAUUCUGACAGUGAUUCAUCUUCAGUACUUCCUGUGAUGGAUGAAGUAAUAGAAGAACAAAAGGUUGAUAAUGUUGAUUCAUCUACCUUAGUUCAAGUAGAUGAAGAAGUAGUGGUCGAAGAAGAAGCAGAAAACCUAAACAAAGCUUCUGCGAACAUUGUUGAAGAAGUAACAGGAGAAGAAACCACUCAAAAAGCUGAUUCAUCUUCCUUACUUCAAGUUUGUGAAGAAGUAGUAACACAAGUAGAAAACACUAUAAAGUUGCCUACAGACAUGAAUGUGGAGUCAUGUUCCAUACCUCCAGUGGUUGAAAAGAUAAUAGAAGAAGAAAGCCUUAGAAAGGAUUCUUAUGAAAGGAAUGUCGAUAACUCAUCUAUUUCAGCUUCAUUUAUGGAAGAAGCAAUUAGUGCUGACAAUGUUGUUCAGGCUUUACUUGAUUACCUAGUUGUACCAGCUUUACCAGCUCUACAUGUUAUAUCCUCUUCUUCAAAAGUACUUGAUGAUUCAUCUUCUCUUUCUUUGGAAAAUUCCAUUGCUAAACAGAUGCAUGCAGUCGUGUUGCUUUACAACUACUACCAUAGGAAACAAUUUCCACACCUUGAGUUCCUGGAUUUUGAAUCUUUCUGCAAAGUGUCGGUCAACGCCACACCAGGUCUCUUGGAACACAUGAAAUUCAUGCAAAGAUGUAAGUCCUUAUCAAAUGAACCAGAGGACCUUCUGUCACCCACGGAAAAAGCGAUACAGGAUGCUUGCAAGAUUUCUUUAAGUUUAGAUGCAUCGAAAGAUGCUCCAUGUACCGAGGGAUGGCCAGUUUCCAAAGUUGCUGUAUUUCUGAUGGACAGCAUGAGGAACUGCUUUUUGGUCUACGGUUCUACAACUCAGGGAGUUUGGUCCCUGAUAGAGGAAGCCAAUGAUUGUUUUAGUAAUAAACUGGAGGACAAGUCGGAGAAACAAAAAGGAAAUAAAAAGAAGAAAAUUAGAAAAUGGCCUUCAGGAGGUGAUAUAAAUGCUGAUGAAGUGAGCUACCGUCGAAUUGCAUUUUCAAUUGUUAAGGAAGCAACGGGCAUUGGUCAUGCGGAUCUCAGGGUUUUGAGAAGAGAAGUUGUGCCCUCGCUAAUUGCAGAGAAGUCAACUGCUUGUUUCUAUUUGAUGAAGUAUACGAAACCUUUCCAUGAGGAUCUAACUCAGGUUCCUAUUGAAGAUGCUAUAAACAGCUUGCACGGUCCAUUGGUCAAGAUGGAAUAUGGAAGUUGUUCUGUUUGUGAAGUUGUUAACUACUUCCAUUUGCUACCUUAUGCUACGGUUUUAUCAGACUGGCUUCCAAGGGCAGGACUGGAAGAAGCGAACAUAGACUAUUCAAUAGAAACUGAUGAUUCCGACCGUGAGAUACUCGUUGAGAGCUGCGAGACUCCUGCUAUUCCGAGCACUUCAAAUAUUGUUGUCAACAAAAAAAGGAAGUCCCCAGCUGAAAAAGUUAACAAGAAUUGGACACAUGAAAGAUUAAACAAGAACUCUACCACUGAAAGAGUAAACAAGAACUCUACCACCGAACGAGUAAACUCAACCACAACUGAAAGAGGAAACGCUGAUAGAAAUGUGGCCACAACGAAUAAGGAUCCCGUUAUUCACAUCCAUAAAAAGAUGAAGUCCUCUAUUGAUAGUAAUUACAGAAGUACUCGUAAAAGAGUUGGCAUAUAUGAGGUACCUUUAGUUCAGGUGGACAGGGUUGAUUCUGCGAAAGAGGCAGCAAUCUGUGGAAGAACCACAAGUGCAGAAGUUCCUUGCGCAAAUAUUAAUUUAAAUAUGGGCAAUUCUGGUGAAGAAGAAAAUCCCAGAGAACAAGCUUAUGAGUUUAUUACGCAGAAUCUUCAAAAGAAACCAAGAAUUUUACCUUCAAAAAUGCGUGAAAUGUUGCAGGUUAUUUUGAAAAUGCUUCACACAAGAUGCAAUGAACUGUCUGGUCUUCAACGAGACCUACAGGAUCACAUAGCUAUUUGUGAAAGAUAUCUGCGAACAAUGCCAAAUGAAGAUGGUGAUUUGACAGAAAAGCUUGAAAGCAUUCUAAAUGCUUGUACCACUGCAAUCACUAGAGCCUCCUUGCAGAAUAGCACAGAAAGCGACCCACACUUUGGGACAUUAAACCUACCUCAGGAUAUGAAGAGCAAGAAAUUAUCAGAGGCAGUUCUAAAUCUACCAAAUGCAUGCAAGGAUUUGGAUACUAUAUGCAGGCAAAAUAACUGGACUUUACCAACAUACAAUUUAUUGCUCUCAAAUGGAGGAGAAGGAUUUCAUGCUAGAGUAGUAGUGCAAGGGUUAGACUUCGAGUGUUCAGAAGGUGGUCAUGUGAAACCAGAUCCACGUGAAGCAAGGGAAUCAGCUGCAGCACGCGUAUUGACCAAAAUGCAUGCCAUGCAACAAGGCGACGCUUUUAGUUAAAUCUGUAUUUCGUUCUUCUAGAACUUACACCUAGUAGCUUGCAUGCAUUGAUGUACAUAAUGUAAGCCCAAUCAUCCUCUCUUUAUUUUGAUGUGAAAUCCUAUCAGCCCUGCUUGUUUACUUCUUGAGACACUUUACAGUGUUACUUGAAAUUUUAAACUGACGGGCUUUUUGCAAAGGCGAGAUCGCCCUAAAAA